Molecule: messenger RNA, 353 nt
Organism: Microplitis demolitor
Lineage: Eukaryota; Metazoa; Arthropoda; Insecta; Hymenoptera; Braconidae
Product: cysteine-rich venom protein 6
Exons: 3
Coding region: 37-288 (83 amino acids)
Source: RefSeq, a predicted model, not a curated record
GUGUGUUCGCCUUCUUCGUCAGAUUUAGAAGUAAACAUGUCUCGAUUUUUAUUGGUCAGCGUUUUCCUCAUUGCUGCCGUAGUUUUACAAGUUACAGCAGAACCGUCGUGUGAAAAUAUUGAAUGUUCAGAAAACCAACAAUGCUAUGAAUGUGAACAGUGUCCUAGAACAUGCAAAAAUCCUAACCCACCGUGUCCAAAAAUAUGCAAACCAGGUCCAGUUUGUUAUUGUAUGCCGGGUUAUGUCACUUAUAAUAAAAAAUGCAUUCCCGAGAGUCAAUGCCCAUAAGAUUUAAAAAUACACUUAUUAUUAAUGUAAUUAAUAAUUAAUUACAGUAAAAUGCCAUUGUAACA